GGACGGAGGAAGCCGUGGAAGCGGAGUUGGCGUGAAAACGGAUAAGAUGUAGUGCUGUUAAAACUGCGCCAUGCUGUCUUAUUUCCAUGUAUUUUGAGCUGUCACUCGGACGUUGGGGUUAUUCAUAAUGGCCAACUACGUGGCCAAACUAAACGAGUAUGCGCAGAGGACGCGCUCGGAGCUGAGGUAUGAGGACGUCGGAUCUGAUGGCCGCGAUCACAUUAAAACAUUUACCCUGAGAGUGAUCUUGAAUGGUAAGGCGUAUCCGGAGGGUGUGGGGAAAAAUAAGAAGGAAGCCAAACAGAAAGCAGCUGAAAACACCCUGAAAGGCUUGUCGGAGGAACCCCCCAAGUCUGUAGAAAAUGCUGCAGAAGCUCCCACUUCACCAGUUCAACAGACAGGGAUCACUCAAACCAACUACGUGUCUUGGCUCAAUGAAUACGGUCAUAAGAACAGAGUGAAUGUAAAGCCUUUGGAGUCAACAAGACUGGGACCAAAUGGUGCUACUCAAUGCUGUGUCUUCGUGGUUGGUGAUAAGGAGUAUCCAGCUGCCACUGGGAAAACAAAGAGGGAAGCUAAGGAGGAAGCAGCCAAACUUGUAUAUCAUGAGAUAUAUGGGAGUAAAACUACAGAGACUGGAGGGGAGAAAUGCGUCUCAUUAAGUCAACCAGAGGAGGAAUUGAAUAAAAAUGUGUCGGAUGUCUGUGAUAAAACAAAGAACUUAAGUGUGAUAACAACAGAAGAUUUCGCAGAGAUAAAUUUCAUAGGAAUGGUCAACCACUACUGUCAGAAAACAAAGCGCUCUCAUGUUUACGUCUUUGAGAACAGAUGCGGACCCCCACAUAACCCUCAAUUUUUCUACAAAUUAGUGAUCAACAAUAAGGAAUACCCUGUGGGUGAGGGGAAGAGCAUCAAGGAUGCCAAACAAAAUGCAGCUCAGCUGGCCUGGUCUGCUCUUCAAGAACAGCCAGACUGGGACAGCAAGGUGUCAGCAUCAGCUGUAGCUGAGGAUGUUGCGCAAGCCAGGCUGUCCACACCGCCGAGCAAGCUGGAGUCCCGUGACACAAAAUACAAAAUCAUGCCAACGACAUCAAGUGACUCGGUUGUUUUCGCCAAUUCAUCAAGUCCUCCCAAGACUCAGUUUCAAAGUCCUGAUGCAAAGCCAAGAAUAAGAAUUGCUGCAAAUUUCUCAAAGGUCCACAGAAACAGCAAAGAGGAUGUAAUGCCCAAUUUCAAAGGCAAGAAUACAGGAGCUAGACAGAGUGAGAAAACAACGACCACAUCAGUAAACUCAAGGUUUGCAUCAGAAUUUGACUCCAUGAUGUGCCUUGGCAAGGGAGCCUUUGGUCGUGUUUUCAAGGCAAGAGAAAAACUGCUGGAGAAGUACUUUGCUGUAAAGAUUGUCCGCUGCAAAGAAAAAGCUCUACGAGAGGUGGGGGCAUUGUCGGACCUCCAUCACUGCAAUAUUGUUCGAUACUACACAUGCUGGUUGGAGGAUUCAGGAUACCAGUGGGACAGUGCGGCUGACAGUUGCAGCAGUUCACAGUCGACCGGUGAUUCGUUGAUGAGGUACCUCUAUAUUCAGAUGGAGCUGUGUGACACCAAAACACUCAGGGUGUGGAUCGACGAGAAGAACAUUCAGAAUGUGAAGAAAUCUCUGCGCGACUCCAAGAGAAGAGAAGAAAGUCUAACCAUUGCAAAGCAAAUCGUCAGCGGAGUCGAGUACAUUCACUCCAAGAUGCUCAUCCACAGAGACCUGAAGCCCGCCAACAUCAUGUUCGGGCGAGAUGGAGAGGUGAAGAUCGGAGACUUUGGUCUGGUCACUGCAGAGAAUGAUGACGACGCUGAGAGCCUGAUGGAGAGAACAGUGUACAAAGGAACCCCAUCUUACAUGGCUCCCGAGCAAAAGAACAGGAGCACCUACGAUCGAAAAGUGGAUAUAUUUGCUUUGGGGUUGGUAUAUUUUGAACUCCUUUGGAACCUCUCUACUGGCCUCGAAAGGAAAGUGAUUUGGGAUGAUGUGAGAAACCAGAAACCUCCUCAAGGAUUUUUGCGCAGUUUUCCCAUUGAGAACCAAAUUAUAAAGUCAAUGCUGUAUGUGAAUCCAGAAGACCGACCCGAAGCCAGUAAAGUGAAGUUGGACUUGGAAGACUACACUCAGACACUUCUGACACUUAAAGACAUACGUCGCGACAGUAAGACUGUCUGAUCAUGACAAGGAAAUACUCAAACAGAAGGCAAACGCAUCAGUCAUCACUAGACCUGUCACAGUUAUGACAUCAUUGCAAUAGUUCGAGCUGUCCGCAAUCAUUUUUCAAAAUUCUCUGUCAGUGGAGUUUCAAACGAAGCACAUGAGACAAACACGAAUGCCAUAUUUCCCUCACAUUACCCACACUGUUUUCCAUCGAUUGAGGUUUGACUGACACUCUUUUAAUUAGAUCAUCUUCUCAUGCCCUUUUCCUCUGCAGAGGUUUAAUGGCACCCGACUGGAGAAUUAUGCUGCGUUCCAGUCAAAGUCGGAGGUAUGUGGAAGCAAAAAAGGGACAAUAAUAUUUUGAAAUUGUGUUUGUGGUGGAAAUGAACUUUGGUGAAAGGAGAAAGAUUAGUGAUGACAAAAAUAUGUCUUUGAGAGUAUGGAUCAGAGCAGGAUUCAAGCCUGAUAAGCAUUAAGAAACAUAUCAAGUGUGAAUGGCGUACGUGAAUGGACAGAGGAACUGUCUGGCAAAGGGGAACUAAGUGAGAGCUGUCAGAAAGGUAACAAGCAGAUCUGGUUUAGGUCAGUUUAGUGGGAAGGUGUUUUGAGGUACAACUGUGUGUGUGCAGCUAUCAUAGAAACCCUGUCUGCAGAGUUACCGUAUGUGUGAGUUUAUGAAUGUGUAAUACAAUUUUGCAGCUGUAGAAGUUUUUUGUGCAUGUGUGGAAACGUUUUUGUGCACACAUGUAUAAUUUGCACAUGUACAAAAAUUUUACUUGCUGUAGAAAUAUUUUCUGGAUGUGGAAUUCAAAUUCGUGCAGGAAUAUUUUGAACAUUGAGGUUUCACGGAGUCUGAGAGGCAGACACACAAAUUUCCUAUCUGUGUAUGUGACACUGAACUAUACAAGUUACAAGCUGCCAGUUACAAGCACGAAUUUUGAUCCUGUUUUCACACUUGAGCUGGCAGGCCAAUUGGCAUGUUACUCACUGACAAGCCAAUCAGCAUUGCCCCCUGACCAUCCACUGGAUGGCAUUCAGUUCAGGCAUAAAGACAGGGUCAAAAUCUGUAGCUUGUAUACUUCAGUGUCACAUACACAGAUAGGAAAUGUGACCUCUAAGACUUUGUGUAAUCUCACUGGUCAAAGUAUUCCUCCACAAAUGUAAUUCCACAUCCACAAAAUGUACUUUUUGUACAUGUGCAAACUAUACCUGUGUGCACAAAACCUUUUCGCACAAAGUUUUUCUCCAACUGCAAAACUUUACAACACAUUAACAAACCCUCUUUAACAAAUUCACACAUUCAGAUAACGUGCAUACAAUUUUAUCACAUAAACACAAAAAGGGAUACACAACUGCAGGCUGAGAAAUUAUUUGUGAACACCAUUUCAAAGCGUAAAAUAUUAAUGACCCUUAUUUGCUUCCAUAGAGGUCCUAAUUUCCUAGUUGAAAGUCCUAACCUCCAAGUGUUCCACAUGCACAACACCAAAUGUAAACAAAAAAAAUGGCUGACAGCGACAAACUGAUAUUUCUUAGCCAAGUGUUGGGAAGUUGUGUAUUCCUCGGAUGUACAAGAGGAAAAACGAACGCUAUUAUACAUUUAAUUUUACAUAACAUUUACACUUGGAGGUGUAUCUAAAUAUUCAAUUCACUAGCCUAAUAAAAAUACUGUAGUAGUACUCCACUAUUGAUUGACAUGUACAAGAAGACAUGAGACUGAAAACAAAAUAAAAGCAUUAACUUCGGACAGACUUCAAUUUAAAGCCCAACAUAUUAAAAACAGGCAAAUAUACUUUGUGUUGCCUUUCAUUUGGAGGUGUACCAUGUACAGUGUGCACUUCUGUGGGUGCUGCCAUUGUUGUGUGACAUCAGACAACUGAUUCAUCAUGAAGUUGGGUAAAUGUUUACAAUUACGAAUUCCGACUUGUUUUGGUAGUACGUCAGAAUUUUCAAGUCCGGAGUUGUCUGAAACACAGCAUCAACUCCCCAAACUGUUUAUCUUUCUGCACCCAACUUCUAACACUCAUAUUAUGGUUUCAAUAUCAGGAAAACGAACAUGGUAAAAAAGAGCUUGGCUAUCUAGACCUCGCUUCUGUUGGGCAGGUUUGUUUUGUUGCAGCUCAUAUGGGACCAUAUGUCAUGCUUUCCAGAGCAAGACAAUGAUAUAGAGCUGCCAGUUAUGUGUCUCUUUAUUUAAAGCAGAGAGACUUGUGAGAAAGUUGUGCUUGAGAUAAUUCAGUCCAUUGCAGCUUCAUUUCAGUUUGCUCAAACUCAGUUUGCUGUGCAGUGCAAUCUGACCAAACAGCUGAUCUGUCAUGUAAUAUUCUUCACAGCACCAUUAUUAUUAUUAUUAUUAUAUUUAUUAUUUUCAUCUAUGGCUCACAUAAACUCUUCAAUUCUAAUUCAAUAGUUUGCAUGAAAAUGCUUGCAUGAAAACAUUGCUUCUUAUUGCCUCAUUGCAUAUCAACUUUGAAAACGUUACAACAGGUCACACAACAAAUCCAUCUGCGUGCUGCAGAGUGACAGGGGGAACAUUGUGCAUUGUCCAUUUGAAGAUGAACUGACACUCUUUUUCCAGUGAGCGCCCUAUUUUAAGGAGUAGCCGCUGAAAUGAACAGAACAAUUAAUCACAAAUUAUUUGUAUGACAGUCGUCAGCUAAAGUGUUGAACAGUCAUCACAAGCAUGAUGGUUCAACGUCAUAUUCCGUAAUAGUGGUACCUGGAAGCUUUUGAAUGCUAAGGGGAGCUGCUGUUUUAAUAACUGUUUAAAUGAACUGAUGUGACAAAAUUUUAUAAUCAAGGAAAGCAAUGUUGCUCACUUUUAACAAUUAUGUCCUGGGUAAUUACAUUGUCAACUGGCAUGGUAAAGUGUUGAAAGUAAUGUCACGUUACACCCUUUGCUUUGUAAUGAAUGGGCUGAAUUGGACAAUAAAACAUUAGGUGUAA
Molecule: messenger RNA, 5137 nt
Organism: Chelmon rostratus (copperband butterflyfish)
Lineage: Eukaryota; Metazoa; Chordata; Actinopteri; Chaetodontiformes; Chaetodontidae
Product: interferon-induced, double-stranded RNA-activated protein kinase-like
Exons: 19
Coding region: 128-2209 (693 amino acids)
Biological process (GO): protein phosphorylation
Molecular function (GO): double-stranded RNA binding; ATP binding; protein kinase activity
Source: RefSeq, a predicted model, not a curated record